Messenger RNA from Olea europaea var. sylvestris, 961 nucleotides. RefSeq lists its product as uncharacterized. The record is from RefSeq and is a predicted model, not a curated record. Lineage: Eukaryota; Viridiplantae; Streptophyta; Magnoliopsida; Lamiales; Oleaceae. Bases 256 to 852 code for a protein of 198 amino acids. The transcript has 3 exons.
GUCGUGUUGGGUUACCGAAGCUAUGUCAUGAAGUCGUGAUCGAGCCUGAUUCAUUGAAAAAUAAGCAUGCCACGUGUCGUACCUAAAGCACAACUGGAACCAGCAAUCUCUCUCUCUCUCUCUAUAGAAGCCUCGUGUCGAUUCUCAUCGCCCAGACCCAAAAUAGCGAGUUACAUAUUUAUGCAAUCCGAGCAUUCUAGGAUUUUGUGAAAUAAUUUGAUAAAGAGGAUCUUUAAUUUCAAUUUGUUUUCAACAAUGGCGAAGAAGAGAAAAUCCGAUUCGAGGCUGGAUGAGGUGGAUCGAACCAUGUACUCCUCCUUCUGUAGCGCGGCUAACUCCCUCUCUCAGCUCUACAGCCAGGCCAUGCACCACCAGAGACUCUCCUUUCAGGCCGGUGAACGCCACGCGCUGGAGAAACUAUAUAAUUGGAUGUUAAGACAAGAAGAAGAUGGGGCAAGAGUUGCGACAGGGGAUGUACUUGCAUAUAUUCAGAAUGAGCUGGAUUAUGGUUCUGAGGAGUCUCCUCAAACUGCAAUGCUGUCGACUCAAUCAGGAACACCCGUAUCUUCUAAUUCAUUUGGUCCUGCUGCAACUAUUGGACAAGGACUGCGAUCUGGUAAUUCCGAUAACCAAACGAAAAACUCCGUUUUCUCAAACGCCCUCUCCAGUCCUGUUCGUCGGACUCUUCAGCACUAUCAUCUGACUCAUGGGAGUUCCCAUACGAAUAACAUUAACGGACAAAGAAACAGUGAGAACACUUGUCACCCUGGCAGGGACCCUAAUCCACCAAGCUCUAACGACACCUCAAUGGAUAUGCAUGCAGAUAGCCCGGGCCAUGAUUCUCCGUACUGAAAUUCUAGUAGAGUUCAGAAGUCCGAGAGUCAACACACUUGUGCAGAAAAAGGUUGUGCUAACAAUGAAUGCAAUGUUUCACAGAAAACGUGUGGUCUGGAUGGAUCGU